This is a messenger RNA of Caenorhabditis sp. 36 PRJEB53466, 1612 nucleotides long. The record is from the annotation of a GenBank genome assembly. Lineage: Eukaryota; Metazoa; Nematoda; Chromadorea; Rhabditida; Rhabditidae.
AUGAACUUGCUGUUGACGACGCUACUCUCACUGACGGCUCUCGUGUCUGCCGGCGAGCACAACACUGUGAACACCUGGGGAGGUGUUCUGCAGUACGACGAAGACUGGGGAUACGUGGACAUCCGCGCCAACGCCCACACAUUCUGGUGGCUGUACGCGGUCAAACCGGCCGAUUCGCAACGUCCUCUAUUCGUCUGGCUGCAAGGAGGUCCCGGAUCUUCGAGCUCUGGCUUCGGAAACUUUGAGGAGACCGGACCGAAGACGUUGAAUGGAUCUGACAACCCGGCCACUUGGGUAAGACUGUACAAAUGUUACAAUAGGAAGGAAGACUAAUCGACUUUCAGCUGCAAGUAGCUGAUCUCGUGUACGUGGACAACCCGGUCGGUGCCGGAUUCUCCUACGUCGACGAAAUUUCCGCCUACACCAAGGACAUCACUCAAAUCGGCCAGGACCUGCUCGCGUGGCUCCGUCGCUUCCUGGCACUUCACCCCGAGUACCGUACCCGUCCGUUCUACAUCUUCUGCGAGAGUUAUGGAGGAAAGAUGAGCGCACAGUUCGCAAAGGUCAUCACUGAUGUACGUCGUCCCACUACUAUCCUCUUUUUGACUAUCUAAUGUUACAGGCCGUCAAAGCGAGCAGUCUGCAGCUGAACUUCCGGGCCGUCGCACUCGGAGACUCGUGGAUUUCCGCGAUGGACUAUGUAAACACCUGGGGACCGUAUCUCUAUGCGAAUGUAGGUUGCGUUUUGCACACUUUCAAAAGUUCGAAUGACUAUGACCAGUUCUCGGGCUGACAAUUCGUCAGCUUGCCAACUCUUAAACUGAUAAGCGGCUUAUUUCUUAUUUCCGAAUUCACUUUCAGUCAUUCCUCGAUGACCAUCAAUUGAAACUGGUGAAUGCGGAAGCGGCGAAAUGUCAGGCACUGGUGGACCAGCAGAAGUGGCAGCAGGCCACCAACUGCUGGGGGAACAUGGAGAAUCUGAUCAGCAUCGAGACGAACGAUGUCUCCUGGUAUAACAUUCUGAAGAAGGGCGACUCGGACGACUGGAGCUCUGCGGCGCUCCGAUCCAACCGCGUCAUGACGCCCACCCUCCGCCUUUUUAAUAGAUUCGUGGCCCCGCAGAACGACGUCUCGCUCUCCGAUUACAUGGAUACCGUCGUUCGCAAGAAGUUGGGCAUCAUUCCGGACAAUGUCAAGUUCGGAGCGCAGGCGGGAAAUGUGUUCAGCUACCAAGAGGGAGACUUCAUGACACCCAUCUGGGAGACUGUCGACCAGCUGCUCAAGGACGGCUACAAUGUGGUCGUGUACAACGGCAACGAAGAUCUGAUUUGCAACACGAUGGGCACGGCCGCCUGGGUGAACAGGCUCACGUGGGACGGCGCCAGCGCGUUCAACUCCACCACCAGACACUCGUUCAAAACUGCGUCCUUCCCGUUGGCCGGAUAUUACAAGACGUACAAAAACCUGCAGUUUUGGUGGAUUCUCAGAGCAGGACAUAUGGUAAAUUAUCGAAAAACAUUCCAAAAGUAAGAAAUUGUUUCAGGUGGCUUACGACACGCCUGAAUCUGCGGUCUACAUGCUCAAGGCUGUAGUUCAACAAUACAACUCCUAA